Messenger RNA from Lactuca virosa, 681 nucleotides. The record is from the annotation of a GenBank genome assembly. NCBI's taxonomy places the organism in Eukaryota, Viridiplantae, Streptophyta, Magnoliopsida, Asterales, Asteraceae.
AUGGGAUGUGGGAAAUCAAAACACGCAGUUGUCACCGAGACCACCAUCGUGAAAUCCACAAAAUCUGAUGACGGGAAAGAAACCCGCAAAACCAAAACCGUCACGGAGAAAGGCGACUCGAUGUCCGUACAAGAAGUCGAAACAACGACAUCUGUUGUCGAAGACACCAAGAAGGAGACCACCACAACAAAAGUAGACCCCAUCGGUACUGCCAAUGUAGGGGCCAGUUUGGCCCCUACAUUGGCAGACGAAGAAGUCACAAAAGAAGAUGAGAAGGUCACCGAUGUGGCCCCCACAGAUGAUGUGGACGACGUCAUGAAAGCCGUGAAGGAAGAUGAAGAAGUUAAGAAUUCAGAUACCACCGACGUGGUCCCCACAUCGAAUGAAGGUUGUGCGGAAGUUGUGAAAGAUGACGAGAAGAAAGAAUCCGCAAUGACAGAUGAAAAGGAGGCUAAGAAAGAUAAUGCGACUCCCACAUUGAGGGAGAAUGUUAUGGAAGCCACAUUGGUCGUGAAGAGUGACAACAAGUUUAAGGAUUCCAAAGAAGAAAUGACCUAUGAAACACCAAUGAAAGCCACCGAAGAUUUUCCGAUCACCGAGUUCACAACCCCAAAAGUCCAGGAACUAAAAGCCAAAGAAUCGACCAAAGUGGAAACAAAGAAAGGUAUGAAACUUAGAUGA